UACUGUAUAUUGUUGUGAAAAAUCAUGUCAAAACUUAAUGACUAUUCACAGUUGUUUAUCCGUAUGAUUAGGGGUGGUUAGGCUAUUGUCAAAUUAUACUCGGAAUGAGUGCGCAUAUUAUAAGCAACAGCUGGGUUACUUUUUCGAUUAGGAAUGAAAAUGUAUAUUAAAGACCCUUUCGGUUUCGUUUGGAUUCGGAAAUAUAUUUCCUUGACGCGUCAGAGCGAAGUCAAGCUGUAUUUUCGCUUUCAAAUUGUAUUAAGAUACAGUACAUUCUUAUAUUUGAUUUAAUCAUAAUGGCACUUUUCGACGUAAGUGGUUAUAAAUCGCACGCGGGACUUCGUGGGCAGAUUCUUGGAACAGGAGUAGGGCAUCUUGUUGACCGAACGAAUCAGGAAUUUGCUGUCCCAGUUGGAGUGGAUCCUUCAGGGUUCCUGAAGUCAUGCAGCCGUGAAGGUGGUGUGUCCAUUGAUCUGAACCACGGAACAACUACACUGGCUUUCAAAUUUCGCCAUGGCGUCAUUGUGGCUGUGGACUCCAGGGCCUCAGCUGGCAGCUACAUUGCGUCGAAGGAGGCUAACAAGGUGAUAGAGAUCAACCCUUACCUGCUGGGGACCAUGUCUGGUAGUGCUGCUGACUGCCAGUACUGGGAGAGACUGCUGGCUAAGGAGUGCAGGCUUAUGCACAAGGGGAGGGCCAGUGAGGGUUGGUUGAAGAGAAAAUGUACCAAUCAAUGUCAUUUCCAUACACUCAGAACAACUGCAUGGGACAUAAAGCUGUACAAACUGAGGAACAAGCAGAGGAUCUCAGUAUCUGCAGCCUCCAAGCUGCUGUGUAACAUGAUGCUGGGAUACAGAGGCAUGGGCCUCUCCAUGGGCAGCAUGAUCGUUGGCUGGGACAACAAGGGCCCUGGUUUGUACUACGUGGAUGAUAACGCCACACGUCUCUCUGGUCGUAUGUUCUCUACUGGUUGUGGUAGCAGCUAUGCGUACGGAGUGAUGGACAGCGGCUACCGCGAGGACAUGACGGUAGAGGAGGCUUACGAGCUGGGCCGCCGUGGCAUCACCCACGCCACGCACAGAGACGCCUACUCUGGAGGAGUGGUCAACCUGUACCACAUGCAGGAGGACGGCUGGGUAAAGGUGUGUAAGGAGGACGUAUCCGAACUGAUCCACCGUUAUAGGAAGGGCAUGUUCUGAUCCCAGAUCAGUUUCUACCGACACACCGUGUUCUCUAUCAACUGAUCCCAGCACUGCUCCAAAUAAAGACCAUUUUCAAACUGCAUCCUCUGGAUUGUUUAACCUGAAGGUCUUACAUGCAGUCACAACUUGCUGCAACUGUUACCAUUCCUAUUCAAAUGUACAGUAUGAUAAUCUACCAGUUAUGUACCAGUCCUAUUCAAAUGUACAGUAUGAUAAUCUACCAGUUAUGUACCAGUCCCAGUCAUUGGAAAAUGUUUGUAGGAUUGUUUAAUACAAUACUACAAAAGUUUAUUUAAAUUUUCUCUGUAAAGUCUGUUGAGACUUGUGAAAUACACAUGACAACUUUGUGACUUGAAGCGUUUUAGUCAAAUGUUUUAGCCUACUAAACAGUCGAAUAACAUAACCGACAGUUGGAAGAAGUACAAUUCAGAGUCCUUAUCGUUUUGUCGAGUGUAUCUGCUUCCAACAAACUGUUUCCUGAAACACAAAUACAUGUCCCAAACCAGUCGGAUGUGUUUGCCCAGGUAUCUUUUGGUUGGCAUAAUUCUGUAAAUGUCCACCUCAGUAUAGGAGUUCACUGUACAAAUUAAGUUUUACAUCCAAAAUGUUUGUGAUAUCAGAAGAAGUUUUAAAUGAAUGCAAUGAAUUUGCCAUAAAACCUGAAGAA
Messenger RNA from Oncorhynchus gorbuscha (pink salmon), 1869 nucleotides. Its product is annotated as proteasome subunit beta type-8-like. Bases 297 to 1199 code for a protein of 300 amino acids. NCBI's taxonomy places the organism in Eukaryota, Metazoa, Chordata, Actinopteri, Salmoniformes, Salmonidae. Gene Ontology annotation, cellular component: proteasome core complex. The transcript is spliced from 7 exons. The record is from RefSeq and is a predicted model, not a curated record. Gene Ontology annotation, molecular function: threonine-type endopeptidase activity.